Molecule: messenger RNA, 1605 nt
Organism: Trematosphaeria pertusa
Lineage: Eukaryota; Fungi; Ascomycota; Dothideomycetes; Pleosporales; Trematosphaeriaceae
Product: MFS general substrate transporter
Exons: 4
Coding region: 1-1605 (534 amino acids)
Biological process (GO): transmembrane transport
Molecular function (GO): transmembrane transporter activity
Source: RefSeq, a predicted model, not a curated record
AUGGCUUGGGGGAUACUAGAACCUAAAUCACGUCCGGCGCAUGUACCAGCUACGGUGCUGCUGGAGGACACUCCAGAAGUUGCCGCCCACCAUGAACACCUCAAGAAGAUUACCCACCGGGGCGAGACCAUUAUCCUGGUUCCACAACCGUCAGAUGACCCCAACGAUCCGUUGAAUUGGUCUUUGUUGCAAAGGGAUCUCAUUUUUCUCCUCUAUGCAACCUGCACCAUCCUUACCAUUGGCGGUAUUGGCCCUAUCAUAUCCCCAAUUGCUUAUGAGCUCACUGUUCUCUUCAACGUGUCUUUCACGAAAGUCUCGCUCCUCACCGGCUACAGCCUGCUUGCCACUGCAUGCUUCGGUAUUGUUGUGUCGCCUACAGCACGUAAAUAUGGGAGGAGAUUCCCCUUGAUCUUCUCCAUGUGCUGUGCAUUUGCCGGCUGUCUUUGGGGAGGUUAUGCGGAGUCUUACAACUCUCUCCUAGGCGCCCGCAUCGUCCAAGGGCUUUGUGUCUGCAUGUUUGAAUCUCUCAACUUUGUCAUCGUCGGAGAUCUAUACUAUGUCCACGAGCGUGGCAUCCGUGUCGCCUUGGUUACCACAUCCAUCAUUGGGGUCGGUGCUCUGCCACCAGUGGUCUCGGGCAAGGUUGCCACAGACCUGGGUUGGAGGUGGAUCUUCUGGCUCCUUGCGAUAUUCAUGGGCCUUGCACUCGUUGGCACUGUAUUUUUCGGCUUCGAGACUGCGUACAAUCGCAAAGCCAUUUACAACACCGACAUGGCCUCUCAAGAUAGGGUACGAAAAGAUGAGCAUGAUGGAAAAGGCGAUGAUAUUGCCAAAACGGAAACUGUGGCGAGCAGCAGGAUACCGCGAAAGACGUAUCUUGGUCGAUUGAAGCCAUGGUCUGGUUCUUAUUCGCCGGCACCCUUCUGGAGACUCACCAUUCAGCCUUUCCUGAUCCUCUGGAAUCCCGUCGCGGUAUGGGCUGUUGUACUCUUCGCAUUCCCUGUCUUCUGGCUUGUCGCUUUCAACUUGCUCAUCGCUCAAAUCUUUUCAGCACCACCCUACCUGCUCAAUACGGCAGAGCUCGGCUACAUGUCUGCGGGCGCCGUUGUUGGUGGCAUAUUGAGCUCAAUGCUCUGCGCUGCCGUCUCCGACCCAAUGAUCGAGUUCUUCGCACGCAGAAAUGGAGGCAUUUACGAGCCCGAGUUCCGGUUGUUCUUGAUCAUCCCGGCAUUGAUCCUCACAAUCGUGGCGUACUUUCCGUUUGGGUACAUGAUUAGGGACGGCAAGAGCCCUGCGGCAAUUUCUACCAUGUAUGGCGUUGCCACCGCCGCGGGGCAAACAUGCAUGGCAGUGGUGGGAGCCUAUGCUGUAGAUGGCUAUCGCGACAUCAGUGUCGAGAUAUUCGUCUUGACCAUGAUCAUCAAGAACUUCCUGUUCUACGGCUUCUCCUACUUCAUUAAUGACUGGAUUGCGCGCUGGGGCACUGUCAAGUUCUUCUGCACGGUCGGUGCGAUCCAGGCGGCUACGUGCUUGACCACAGUCCCGUUGUAUGUGUUUGGGAAGAAGCUCCGCUUCUGGUGGCACAGUUCGCGCGUGAACGCCUAG